Molecule: messenger RNA, 4926 nt
Organism: Passer domesticus (house sparrow)
Lineage: Eukaryota; Metazoa; Chordata; Aves; Passeriformes; Passeridae
Gene: AASDHPPT
Product: aminoadipate-semialdehyde dehydrogenase-phosphopantetheinyl transferase
Exons: 6
Coding region: 153-1247 (364 amino acids)
Cellular component (GO): cytosol
Molecular function (GO): magnesium ion binding; holo-[acyl-carrier-protein] synthase activity
Source: RefSeq, a predicted model, not a curated record
CCUGUGCCGCACAGGGGUGAGGGAGGCAGAAAUUAGCGGGCAACCACGUUCCUUGCGCCACGGCCAGGGCUAUCGGCCGCCGCAGCAGCGGGCGCCAUCGCCCCCGCCCCGCCCGCCGGGGGAGGGCGGCGCCGUGCGCGCCCCUACUGCGCAUGCUCAGGCCGCCCGCGCCUGCGCCCCGCGGCGGCUCCGUUCAUUCUAAGGGAGCGCUAAUUCUCACAGGGCGGGCGGGAUGGGGCAAAGGGAUCCCAUUCCCUCACAGCGCGACCCGGCCGCGGCAUGCGGCGCUCCCCGACACUGCCGCCCUUCCGCAGGCGGCGAGGCGCCAGUCCCCCCUGAGCGCUCCCUCCGAGCGGCGCACACCCACCUGCAGCCAACACCCGCAGCUCACCGACCGGUCUGGCCCACCCUCCGCAGCAGCCGCGCCGGCGGAUUGGCUCCUUCCGGCGUCAUUCUCCUGCUCCUUGCGCGCGGAAUGGCUGCGCCGGCCGCCACUACAGGCUGGUCGCCUGCUGAUGCGGAAAUUAAUUGCAGAGGAGCUGUGCAUACCUUGGAAUGAAGUACACUUGCAAAGGACACCAAAAGGAAAGCCUUUCCUGGCCAGUAACUUAGUUGGUAUCAACUCAAAUUACAACUUCAAUGUCUCUCAUCAAGGAGAUUAUGCAGUCCUUGCAGCUGAGCCUGAGCUUCAAGUUGGCAUUGAUGUUAUGAAGACUGAUUUACCAGGUAGUAGCUCAAUUCCAAAUUUCUUUCACAUAAUGAAGCGACAGUUUACUGAAACAGAGUGGGAUGUAAUCAAGUCAAUGAGUAAUGAAUGGAUGCAGCUGGAUAUGUUUUAUCGGCACUGGGCCUUAAAAGAAAGCUUCUUAAAGGCCAUUGGAGUUGGAAUUGGCUUUAACUUGCAGAGAAUUGAAUUUAAUGUGUCUCCAUUGCAACUGGAAAUAGGGAAGGUGUACAAGGAGACAAAAAUGCUUCUGGAUGGAGAAAAAGAAGAGGAGUGGACAUUUGAGGAAACCCGCUUGGAUGACAAUCAUCAUGUUGCAGUGGCACUUGGGAAACAGGAGGGAUUUGUACAGAAGGAUUCUGAUGUCCAUUCCCUGGAGCCUAACCAACCGCAAUUUACAGUAUUGACUUUUGAAGAUUUAGUUGCAUCUGGUAUUCCUGUCGCACCUGAGGAUUCUGCAUAUUGGGACAAUUUCUGUUCAAAGCAGGAGGGUCCAGUGAAACAGAGUUCACAUUCAAGAUAAGACUGUGUAUAAGAAAGAGAAACUUGUCAAAGUUCUUAUGCUGUUACCCUGUUUAAUUUGAAGUAUGGGAAUAAGUGCACAUAUGUAAAUUAAAUGUACCUUUCCCUAUUUAAGCUGACAACCUCAUUUUCAUGGCGCUGCGUUGGAAUUGUAAGGAAGACAUGUUUCCUUACUGAAGGAAUUCUGAAUGAGAAGCCUAAAUCAGCCUUUUUGCAUCUCCUCACCUGUGGUUCUUACAUUUCAGUAGUUAUCCAGGCUAGGAGCAGAAAGCAGUUGUACAAUAAUGUUGUUUAUUAGUGAACAAGUGUUUAGUAUAUAAAAAUGAAUUUAUGGUGAAGCUUAAAUUAUGAUACUGCUUUUUCUCUUACAAAAAUUAUUCAUUUAUUCUCAGAUGGACAAAUUAAAAAAAUUACACAAAUUCUUAUGCUGUACAGCACUUGGUCUUUGUGUAAUGUCAGGCUGAAAAGGUCUGUAGUAGUCUUGGAGCUACAUGUGUGCAAAAAUAGUAUGAGACAGGGAAUUACCUUGCAAAUAUUUCAUAGUCUUUUCACUUCUUAUCUUUGUUAAUUAAAGUUUCCUGUACACAACUCAGUAUUUGUCUUUUAACAGUUCUUUUUUUUUAUUUUUUUCCUCAGCAAUAGAUGCAAGCCAAGCAGCAGUUCAGUUUUCCUAGGUUUGCAUUUGCAUCAGUCAUGAGGGGAGCCGAAAGAAAAAAACAAAGCUAUUUACUUUUUUCCAAAUAGUCUUGUAACAUCUAAUGACACAACAUUUUACUGUCCUAAUAUCAAAUCAAGUUUUCUGGAGAUCUGUAGAUCUCAAGUGCACAUCUAGAAUAUUUUGUCUUCUUUUUCAAAAUUAGUCCUGUUUUGUGCCAUUACUUCUCAAUCUUCUUUCUAGAAAUCAUAGAUGCAAUGUGGUCCAUCUAAAUUUAAGAAAACGCUGAACAGAAUGAUCUUUGCGCAAAGAUAAUUACCUUCUAUCCUACAGUUAAACAUAGAUUUUCAGUGGGGGUUGUGUACAACUAGUUUGCACCCUGUAUUCUGGUGUACACCAUGAAAAGGAGUAUCUGCUUGUAGAGUAACCACUGAAUCUAUGCCUUAUUACAAAGAUGAAGAAAAUUUUGUGAGAGAGGAUGAUUGUUACAACUAUUAUACGAGCAUUUGGAGUUCUGAACUCCACUGAAUAAUUCUGAAUUCAAACAUGCUGCUAAACUCUCCUGCUUCCAUUGCUGAUUAAUUUUUUUUCCAUUUCUGUGAGUCUCUCAUCCUGCAUGCUAAUCAUAGUUUUUCAUGUUUUGCUUUUUGUUCCCCUCCAAAACUGCAAAUCAGUGAAGCAAUGACUCUUCCCUCCAGUCUCCACAGGGGCUAAAUUAAAUGUUCAGUAACUUCAAAUCUGAAGUUUAACAAAAUACAGAAUAUUUUAUAUACAAAUUCCAAGUAAUGUAUUCCAGAUUUUUAGUCUUUUAGAAAUAUGAAAUUCAACUUGCAAUAAAUAAUUUGCAAUCCACAGAGGUUCAGUGUAUGCCAGUCAGUAACUCGACCCAUCAAUUGCAGCUUUGCCAGGCAGUUUGAAGUUGCCAAUUUUUUUGCUAGGACAAUGAAUCAAACUGCAAAUAUGGGAUGAGCUGAGUAGAAGAAUUUCCAAUCUAGAUUUCUGAGGAUAAGAGAAUUAAUGUCAUAUUAGAGAUUAGUUAUUUUUGUAUGAAAGCAGUGUCUCAAACCAGAAAUUUUCUUUCAUUGGAAAGAGUUUUAAAAGUAUUAAUGAAAUUAUUUAUAUUCUUGUGCUUGCAUGUAAGUAGAGGAGAAGCCAAUUUUGUUAAAUUAGAAAAUUCUGCUUGGUUUUCUUGCAAGAAAUAUGAUAGUUUUCAAGACUGUGUCUAAUUAGAAAGAGUUUGUUUUGGUUAGUUUUCUGUGAAGUAAAAUCUUAGUUCAGAGUGGUUCAUAAAGAAUUUUCUAGAAGACUGCAGUUUUUCACAAUGUGAUUUUUUUCUGUGUCUUUUAAUUUACACUGAACUCUUUGAAAAAUAAGGUUAAUCUCUUUUUUAAUUUUAAUAGCAAUAAGGGUAGGUGAUGGUAAUGCCUUUUGGAGAGCCACUUGAGCCAGGUUGUUUCAUGUCAGUGCAAAUGGACACGAUUGUUAUAGUUGCUUUUACCUCAGUGGGAAAGAGCCAGCUGGAUCGUUACGGAAUUUUUGACUAAAAGCAUGCUAAUAAAAGGCCAGCAGGACAUUCUGACUCCUUAGGAAUGUGAAUGAUCCUUCUUGAAGUCAGAAGUAAGUUUUUCUGGAUAUCUGUGCUGUGGAGGCACAUACUGAAAUAAGUUGUUAGUGUGUACAAAUAAAUUAAUUUAAUUUCACAGUAAAAAAGAUACAUUUCUUUUUUAAUUCACCCUCACACUUUUUGCUGAUAAAAAUAUAAUUGAGCCUUUUCUCCACACAAGGCCACAGCACUGACUUACUUGCAUUUCUACAGAAUACAGUCCUAAUGGCCACAGAGUCCCUCUGCCAUCUGAGAACAGCUCCAGCUUCCCUCGCUAGGUCAAGUUGUUGGCCCAGUCCAGAGCAGGUGAGCUGACCUUUGCUGUCUCCCAUCAUUCUUCUGUCCCAUUUACAUCUAAAAGCCUCAGGGCCUUUCAUUUCCUUCUCCAGAGCUCCAUUCCUUCAUCUGUUUUGUUUUCUGCAUAGUGUCUUUAACGUAGCUUUACCACAUGCCUGUGAGGGUAAGGAGCUGUAAAAACACAAGCUCUGCUGCACAUGAGCCUUUCCCAGCAGUGGCUGCAGCUGGGUAGACUUUUUCCCUAUGGAACAGCAUUGACCUGUCCUCCCGUUUCUCAAAUUCUCACUUUUCGGUCUUAGACUAGAUCCUAGGCUGUCCUAGGUGGCAUAUCAACACAGUGUUUCUGAGAAGUAUUGAUGAAGUCUCCAACCAAAAAAUAAAUUCUAAAAGUUUUGGUCUUCAGUGAAAAGAUUGUUGAAAGUGAAUAGAUGUGUUUUAGUUUGGACUUGUUCAAAACUUUUUGUAUCUUACAUCAAAAAUGGUUGAAUGGAUUAGGAACUUGAGGAGGUAAAACUGGGUUCAAGGCAGUUAUUAACUCCGUGACAAGAGACGGGUGCCAUUUGAUGUGAAAAUCUGUAACUUAAAAGUGGACCAUGUGAGUUCACUCAGUCUGUAAACUUACACAAGAUGUAGACUGUUACUAUCUCUUGGGAUCAAGGCCACUGAUGUUAAUCAACUAUGCUCAUCUUAGACAAGAAAUCAGAGAUGUAUCAACAGAAGUAAUGUAUAUAAGGUUGUUGUAUGUGUGCUCUGGGAAACAUCCAGGCCACAGCUCAGCCUUAAACAACUGUCUUUACCCAAGACACUGUAAUAAGAUGAUUUGCAAAAAAGUUGAAAAGAUGGUUAUGCAAGUCAGCAUAGAAUGCCCUUGGUUGGAGCUUUACAAGAUUAUAGUGCUACAUUCCACAAAGAAGAUAAGUGGUUCUCAGCAGAAUUUAUGCAACCAUGUCUAAAACAGCAAUUGAGACUGUCAGCCUUAACUGCUGCCUAAUUCUGCAGGUGAGCUUCAUUAUCCUCCAAAAUUCAGUUAGUUUUGAUUACUUCACUCUUUGUAGAAAAUGUAAGCAUGAAAAUAAAUUCUGAAUUUUCAAGGGAGACAGCAUUUGAAAUAAGGAGGUUUUUUUU